This is a messenger RNA of Acipenser ruthenus (sterlet), 4955 nucleotides long. RefSeq names its product protein phosphatase 1 regulatory subunit 15B-like. The transcript is spliced from 2 exons. Bases 1126 to 3276 code for a protein of 716 amino acids. Gene Ontology annotation, cellular component: protein phosphatase type 1 complex; endoplasmic reticulum. The record is from RefSeq and is a predicted model, not a curated record. Gene Ontology annotation, molecular function: protein phosphatase regulator activity. Gene Ontology annotation, biological process: response to endoplasmic reticulum stress. NCBI's taxonomy places the organism in Eukaryota, Metazoa, Chordata, Actinopteri, Acipenseriformes, Acipenseridae.
UCUGUAAUACUAUCAAACAACUUCCCAUCUGACUCCCUCCAUCUCCACUAGGACUUGGGAUUGUUAGGGACAAAGGUUACUUUAGCUGCAUAAGCAGUACUGAGACAUGUUAUGCGUAAGUAAACAGCGGCAGAGCAGUUCAGUUCAAAAGUAUGUAACGUAAAAAAGGAUAUUUUGUCUUCUGCUGUAAGCGUAUAGUAACUUGAACGACUAUCCCUAAGAUGCAGGUCACUGGUAUUGGUAAUUCUGCGACGCUCCCUUAACUGUCUGAUGAAAUCCUCUUACUGGGAGCUCGGCAAUGAGAAGGCAGUGAAAAUAGCUGUCAAAGAAAUAAAAUAAUAAAAAGGGUGAAUGACACUCAAUCGGAGGAGAGUUGAAAGAGUUAAACACCUGAUUUAAAAUAAGAAAUAAGAGGAAGCUGUCAGAGUUCACCUACGGAAUUAUUUGUUUUGCAGUAAUAACUGGUUGAGCAACACAGCAGCAAGCCAGUCAGCAACGCUACAACGAGAAAGGCAAAAAAGAAAAUGGCUUUCAGUUCAGUACGCGACCAGGAUACCAGCUUUUUAUUUAGAUUUUCUUGUCUCUCCGUGUUGUGUCCGUCCUCUUCUCUCCUCCUCACAUCCAUCUGUAUGAAGCUGGCAGCCCGAAUGAAGUUCGUUAAUUAUAAUUCUCAGGUUCAUUUUGCCGAUACAAGCGCCGGAGAGAUGGCGGUCCGCACACACUGGGAGCAAAGGCGGCGAGCUAACUGGUACGUGACACACUGCAACUCAUGCUAACGAAAAAUGGACUUUGAAAAAUAAAAGAAAAUAAAAAUACAAAAAGAAAUAACAGUAUUGGACAUAUUGUGAACUGUUGCUGUAAUAAUGGAGCUUUGCGGUUUUAUUUUUUGAAAUUAAAAUCGAGUCGAGGAAGGCAUAUGGAACGUUUUGUUUUUAUUUUAUUUUAAAUAAACUUAAAGGAUUUAAAAAAUAUAUUUUAAUGUUUAUUUAAAGCAGCCUUUUUUUUAGCGUGUAUGUAACGUAACAUAAACUAUAUCGUAUAUUAAGUUUAUAUGAAAUUAAACUAAUUCUCCCUUUAAAAAAUAUAUAUUUAUAUAUCAUUUAUAAUAAUUAUAUCUAAGUCAAAAUGUUUAGUCACAGCAGAAUGAACUCUGACGGACUGUACACAAAAGAGAUGACUGGACCCAGUAGCUCGACCCAGCUUGGGGUGCCCUCUCAUGAGCCUGGAAGUCAGGAUAGCUCGUGGAUUGGGUUUUUCUCUUCAAUGAUUUCAAGGCCGAAUUUCUCCUUCUUACAAAGAUACCUACCCGGGCGGCCUCAGACACAGAGCCACUCCAGCAGCGGGACUGGGUGGAUCAGCGGGGAGUUUAAGCAAAGCCUAGCAUGCGAGCAUAUGUUUCUAGCCCGACUUGAAGAGGAUUGGAUGCAGACGGAACACCGUCCUCAUGUCGGCUUGUUGCAUUACCAAAAUGAAAGCAACUACGGUAUCGGCGGCGGCCAGGAACCAUUUUCGCUCUUAUCAACCGGCACGUCUCUUGACUGGUUUACCAAGGACGGCCUCGGAGUGAUGGGGAUACAUGGUGACAGAGAUAUGGACAUGUAUUCCAAAGACCCUGUCCCUGCGAAUGCACAUGUGUCUGCAGCGAGGCAUUGUUUAAACCAGGUUCUUGUCAACGUUAUAUCGGCACAGGACGCCAAGAGCGGCAGUGAGGUGCUGACUGGCAAGAAAGGUCAGAUAAUUGAAAGGGAAAAUUCGACAUGGGUGUCGGCAGGGCAGGUAAAACAAACCUGGUGGGGGCAUUUUUGGGGAACUGAUUAUAACAAUACCGCUGGAAGUGGUGCACAGGGAGUGGAGCUUUCGGGUAGAUCCAGACCAGUGCAACAAAGUAAAGGACAGGACAGUACAGGGAUUCAUCAGCAGCUGCAGCCCAGCCCUGUAGCCGCUCCUUUGUGUGCGGAAAACGCUGGAUAUCAGUUUCACAAAGAGCGUCCUCCUGUCAAUGCAAGCUCACAAACGGCCUUACCGGAAACUUUUCUCUCUGAAAAGCCCCUGUUAGCGUUUGGGAGGCCCUGUGCUUGUGCGGCUGUUGCAGCCACUGCCACAUUCAGCACUGAGGCGAUAGUGCUGACCCCAGACCAGGACAAUGGGUACUCCAGCUGGGAGGAGGAGCAUUUCGGCUCCAAAAGCCACAAAAUGGAAGCUUGUUGUUCAAGCCAGGCCUCCUCUGAGGCUGUUAGGUCUGAGCAGCAGAGCUGUGGGGAGGUGGGGGAGCCCCACAUUGGGGUGAGCAGUGGGUCUAUGGGCCCCGAGGGGGAGAUGGAACAGAGGGAUACAGGAGAUGCCACUCUGGCCUGUGAUGACUCAAAUGUGGAAGCACAAAUUGAGGUCGCCAGUCAAAGCCUGCCCGUUUUCGCCAGCCCCCAGUGCCAAAACAAGACCAUUGCAUUUAUCAUGGGCGCCCCCUGCAGUGAGGAGAGUGAGUCAGAAUUGGACCAGGACUGGGAUAGUGACGAUGAUGAUGAUGAUGAUGGGUUCAAUAGUGAGGGGUCGUCUGACUUUUCCGAAUCAGAAGAGGAUGAUACUGAUGAGGAAGAGGGUGGGACAGAGGAAGCGGAAAAAGAAAGGCUCUGGAAUUUGUUCAGUCAAAGCAGGGAUCCCUACAACCCCCAAAACUUUACCGCUGCAAUCCAGACUGUUAAGCCCAGAGCUCACUUUGAGGAAGAUGCAAUGACUACAGAGGAGGAAGUAACAGAAGCAGAGUGCUCCUCAGGGUCUCAAAGCCCAUGGAAUUGUGAGGAUGACCACAGCAGUUGUGAUGAAGCAGAGAGUCUCAAACUAUGGAAUUCCUUCAGCUGCAGAGGGGACCCCUAUAACCCCCUGAAUUUCAUGGUUCCCAUCAGUACUAAACAGGGAGGGGAGCGGUGUAGCGCCCCCUUGAGCAGCAAGCAAAAAGCGGGCAGGAGAGCUCCUUCACCCUCCAUGCAGAUGGAGGAGGCAGAGGAAAGACUGGACAGCGGCUUCUCCGAGACCUGCCACACUGAACAAGCGCAGAAGACAAGCAAAAGAUGUGGCAAGCAAAAAAAGGUGAUGUUUGUGGACGAGGUAGAGGAGUUCUAUGCCAGCUGUGAUGAAGAUCGCCGUGGCCCCUGGGAAGAAUUGGCCCGUGACCGCUGCCGCUUUCUGAGGCGGGUACAGGAAACAGAGGACACAGUUGGAUGCUGCCUUGCGCCAGCCCACCGGCAAAAGGUCUUCGAAAGACUGUAUGAGAAAUGCUGAGUUUCUGAAAAAAAAAAGGGACAGCAGCUCAAUCUACCUUAAACUUCAGGGAGACGGGAGUUCCAGAGCAGAGCAUUCAAUAUGUCUUGUCAAUCCCAUUCAGAGGAAUCUGGUUUAGGCUGCACUAAACUUGGCCCCCUCAAAUGCUAUACCUCUUUGCAAGGUCAUUUUCAGCUGUGUGCAGUGAGCGGGUAUGGUCCCAGCUCAGUCCCCAGUGCAUGCAGUGAAAUCACAGGUCACUAGCCAUGGUUCGAAGCCAGCUCACGACACAAGCGUUCUGAUGCGAUAUCAGUCUUUGCACAGCAGUAGUUUAAUGGAGUUAGAAUCAAUGAUUUGCAUCCCUAACUUUAGCAUGGCAGAUAUUAUCAGUGGCCCUCCUUUUGUUGUGCCUUUUGAUUCUUCACUGUCUACAAGUAUAAUUCCUUACUGUGACGUCGGUCCCAUAGACUGAUUACCAUUGGAGUAAACCGAUUAGAUACCAGGAAGCAACAACAAUAUUUAAAUCUUUCAUGCAAAUGUCUGAAAAGGGGUUCAGUGAUAAGCCUCCUUUUGCUUAUUAAACAGUGUGUUUUUGUGCUUAAGCCUUAGUUGGGAGCUGAUCAUUAACGUAUUGAAGAGGCUUAUAAAACUACCACAUUUCUUUUUCUAAAAAUAACCAUGGGUUGGGCUGGUCUAGGCUAUACCUGAACUGUGCAUUAUUUAGAGUAAUGGAGAUCUUAAAAUAACUAGAAGGUUGAUUCCAAAGUCCAGCUAAGCAGCAGUUUGAUUUGGAGGGGUUGGUGAUCUUGAAGUUUUUAGUCGUGAAAAAAUGGGCCAAUUCCUGGGGUUCCUGUGGAUGUUCUGCUGAGUAUAAAAGACAUUGAAAACAAAACUAUCAAUGUGUUUGUCUGCCAAGACUAAGGUGUGUUCAUUUUACUGAAUAUAUAAAAGGCGCAUCAACUAUGCUCAGUGUUAAUUUUAGGACAUAUACAAAUUGUAUUUUUUUCUUUUCUAAAUCAAUUAAUAAAAUAGAAAAAAAGAAGUUGGGCACAAUAAUAAGGCAAGUGGAUAAUCUUAAAUGGCGUUAUUAGGAAUCAUACCAUUCCAUAUGGCAACAACAAUAAACUGAAAACCAUUUCUCUUUUAAUUCUGUUUUAAUUAAAUUCGCUGUGGGUUAAACCUGACUUCACUUGAUCCAGGUCUCUGGCUCAGAGUAAUACAUGCGAUUUAGGCCACUUUAAUAACUGCAACUCGUGCCUUCUCUUGGAAUAUUAAUCUGCAAUAAGAGACUGCCCUCAGGUUUUUUUUAGAUCUAUGGUGUAAGAAGCAUGUUAUAUUAAAAAGGUGUGCACGAAGCAACAUGAGCUAGGGUGUGGCCAUUCCAAGCAUGGGUGGGGCAUGGGGUACUGUGGGUGUGGCCAGCACAACAUCAUAAAACCACUGCCGGUAUUUCCAGUACUUUGGUAAUUUUUUAACAAACAACUAAUAUAGCUGUUCUUAAUUCAACACAAUUAAAUUAUAUCAAAUUUUAUUUUUGUAUAACUUCCAUUCUGGGUUAGUGCUUCUGCAAUAGACAAAGGAAAACAAAACAAAGUGGCAGAAGCUUAAUUAAAAUAAAUAAAUAAAUAAAUAAAUAAAGCUUCUGUCUGACCAGAUAUACUUAAAAGUAAUAAAACAAUUAUAAAAAAUGUUCAUUCAAA